GCUUAAUGUCUGGGAAAACGGCCAAAACCAGCCCAAUGUAUUCAAAUAUAGUCAAUUCAUACCUGGCGAAUAUGAGUGUGCCGAAAAAUACCCAUACUAUUUUCUAGUUCAAAUUACAUACCUAAACAUUUUUUUUGUGCUAAAACCUUGAAUCAUAGCUUUAAUGUUAACACCCGUUAAUCCACCGUUAAAACAAACCUAAUGUCAAUGCCACAUGUUUAAUGACGUGGUUUAGUGUUACUUUUUUUUAGACAAAAGCUUCUUAGUUGAAACAAGAACAAAAACCCUCUCGUCUCUAAUUAAAAAAACAAACUAAAAAUCUGAAACAAAUGUAAUCAGAGUUUCUUCAUCAUAGAUUGAUAAAAGUAUUUGUAUUUCAUGUCUGAAACUCUUUCCAACAAUGGAUUCGAUGAGUGACCUUUUUGAAGCACGUUUCACACUAUACCACUGUUGGAUGGGGCAGGGUUCACUUUAAUCUCUGAUAGGCAAAAAGGUCUGAUAAUUGCUGUUGAACAAGAACUGCCUCAAGUUGAGCACCGUAUGUGUGCAAGACACAUCUACGGAAACUUAAGAAGAGCUUUUCCAGGAAAAGAACUUCCUAAGGACUUGUUUUGGGCUAUUGCGAAGAGUUUUAAUAUUGGAGACUAUGACGUAGCUCUAAAAGCGUUGAAGGACUUUGAUGUUCGGGUUUAUGAAGCAGUGAUGAUGAAGAAUCCAGAGAAUUGUAGCCGAGCUUUCUUCAGCUUUACUUCUGUGUGUGAAGAUGUGUCCAACAACUUCUCUGAGUCCUACAACAAUACACUCAACACUGCCCGAGAGAUGCCAUUGGUAGAGAUGUUGGAGACAGUUAGAAGGCAAGCCAUGAUCCGUAUGGAUAUGAGGAGGACUAAGGCAUUUAAGUGGCAAGCAAAAUACAGUGAAAAGGUAGCUAAUACCAUCAAGGCCGAGAAGAAGCAUUUGUUUGACUGUCGAGUGAUACCAAGUGGUAAUGGUAUUUAUGAAGUUGGAGAGAAUAAUCAUGCUCAUACGGUUAAUAUGGUUGAGAAGACGUGUGUUUGUAGAAGGUGGAGCAUGACUGGUAUUCCUUGUUGCUGGUUGUAGAGUGUUUAUUUAAUUAUUGUGCUUUUGGUAUUGGAGUUGCCAGCCACACCAUCGUUUUAUGUAUAACUUUUGCAACGACUUUGUGUAAUUUCUGGAUAUAUAUUAUUGUCUUUUGUUGAUUAUCA
Raphanus sativus (radish) is the source of this 1226-nucleotide messenger RNA. RefSeq lists its product as uncharacterized. Gene Ontology annotation, molecular function: zinc ion binding. Bases 541 to 1101 code for a protein of 186 amino acids. The transcript has 3 exons. The record is from RefSeq and is a predicted model, not a curated record. NCBI's taxonomy places the organism in Eukaryota, Viridiplantae, Streptophyta, Magnoliopsida, Brassicales, Brassicaceae.